This is a messenger RNA of Ictidomys tridecemlineatus (thirteen-lined ground squirrel), 2405 nucleotides long. It is a transcript of the gene St6galnac6, whose product is annotated as ST6 N-acetylgalactosaminide alpha-2,6-sialyltransferase 6. NCBI's taxonomy places the organism in Eukaryota, Metazoa, Chordata, Mammalia, Rodentia, Sciuridae. Gene Ontology annotation, molecular function: alpha-N-acetylgalactosaminide alpha-2,6-sialyltransferase activity. Gene Ontology annotation, biological process: oligosaccharide metabolic process; ganglioside biosynthetic process. The record is from RefSeq and is a predicted model, not a curated record.
AGUGCAGGAGUAAACGGCAGCUAGGUCAGGGGGCGGAGACAGUGGCAGGAGCAGGAGACCCUGGAGGAGUGGACGGAGCUGGGCAGCCCCCUGGGGCCCCACUUUCCCUCGCACACCCUCCCUUUCUGCCUCUGGCCUGUAUCUGUUGGAGGCGGGCUGGACUGGACGCAAGUGCUUGCUGCCUGUUUACAGGUGUGACCCCACAUCCCUGCCCCCUGGGCCACCUGCAGGACGCUGGCCCCUACCCCUCAGCAGACGCCGGAAAGAGAUGAGUAGCAACAAAGAGCAGCGGUCAGCGGUGUUCCUGAUCCUCUUUGCCCUCAUCACCAUCCUCAUCCUCUACAGCUCCAACAGUGCCAAUGAGGUCUUCCAUUACGGGUCCUUGCGGGGCCGCACGCGCCGGCCCAUCAACCUCAAAAAGUGGAGCCUCACCCACGGCUACAUCCCUAUUCUCGGCAACAAGACACUGCCCUCCCGGUGCCACCAGUGUGUGAUUGUCACCAGCUCCAGCCACCUGCUGGGCACCAAACUGGGCCCCGAAAUUGAGCGGGCGGAGUGCACCAUCCGCAUGAACGACGCGCCCACCACCGGCUACUCGGCCGAUGUGGGCAACAAGACCACCUUCCGCGUGGUGGCCCAUUCCAGUGUGUUCCGUGUGCUGCGGAGGCCCCAGGAGUUUGUCAACCGGACCCCCGAAACUGUGUUCAUCUUCUGGGGCCCUCCGAGCAAGAUGCAGAAGCCCCAGGGCAGCCUCGUGCGCGUCAUCCAGCGGGCAGGCCUGGCCUUCCCCACCAUGGAGGCCUACGCCGUCUCUCCCGCCCGCAUGCAGCAGUUCGACGACCUCUUCCGGGGUGAGACGGGCAAGGACAGGGAAAAGUCCCAUUCGUGGCUGAGCACAGGCUGGUUUACCAUGGUGAUUGCGGUGGAGCUGUGUGACCACGUGCACGUCUAUGGCAUGGUCCCCCCUGACUACUGCAGCGGCCCCGCCUGCAGCGCAUGCCCUACCACUACUACGAGCCCAAGGGGCCCGACGAAUGUGUCACCUACAUCCAGAAUGAGCACAGCCGCAAGGGGAACCACCACCGCUUCAUCACGGAGAAGAGGGUCUUCUCGUCCUGGGCCCAGCUGUAUGGCAUCACCUUCUCCCACCCGUCCUGGACCUAGGCCACCCGUCUGUGGGGCACCCAAGGGGCUCAGGAGAAGUGGGUCUGGGCCCAGCCACUCUACCGUGGGCCAUCUGCUGACCGGCCAAGGCUGCUGGAGUGUCUUCUGGCCAAUCAGGGCCUUGAUGAGGGUGAACCCUCUGGCAGUCAGAGGUCCCGGGGCAUCGGUCAAUCAGGGAUUUGGGAUUCUUUGUGAUUUAUCAGGCUGUCAGGGGAAUCUGUCUUGUCCAGUCAGGGUCUGAGCGUAGUCAAUCAGGGUCUAGGGGUUUUUCUGAGUCAGUCUGAGGCUAAGGACUUGUCCUUUCCCAUGAGGCCUUGGUUCAGAGCCCCAGGAAUGGGCCCCAAAUCACUCCCUUCUGGGAUGUUGGGGUCCUGUCCCAAGGAGCUGUGAACGUACCGUUGCCCCCUCAGUUCUCAGCAUCAGGAAGGGAGAUCGUGUGGGGGUAAGAGCUGUCUGGAGGCUGGGUCAGCAAAUUCGUGGGUUUAUGGAAGUUAUUGGGAGGCCCAUGAGGUGGGAGGCUGGGGUCCAGGCCACGCUUUCCCUGAGUGGCCUUGGACCAGCCCCCCCACUCUCUGGGCACCUCUCCCCAUCCAGGUUCUCCUAUGGGACCUGAGACCCUCCCACUCCCCCGCUGCUACCCUGUUCUCAGGAGACGGGGUCCCCCAGCUGCUGUCCCUCACUGGGGGGCUGGGGCCAGGGGGCAGGAGCGGUUUUCCCCACCUCCUCCUGGAAAACUUAGGGUAUUUUUGCGAGAACUCCCCCGGGGAGGGAGGACUGUGGAGAGAGUGGGACCCACCCCGUGGUCCCGGCCCUCAGCGGCCCUCAGUGGCUUGGCUUCCUUUCCUACCCUCUCAGGGGAGAGGCCUCCACCUGUCAGAGGAGCCUUCGGGGCUGCGAAUGGGGGAUCCCAGCCGCACGGGGGCUCAUGCGGCCUUUGUUUGGAGAUGCCAGGGGCUUCCCACGCUCUCCCCCAGGCCGGGCCUGGGUGGCUGGGGGAGCCAGGAGCCGUCCCAGCUGGGGCUAGCUCCUCACUUGGGCACUUUAUGAAGCGGGUGCUGGCGGGGCGCGUUUUCUCCCUGUUCUUCCGGAGCCCAGAGGGGAAGGACUUCCAGGAAGAGGCUGUGGAGCUGGGGGCUCCUGGAGGCCAGCUGCUGGCCAUUGCACACAGGGGUGAGGGGGGCGGUGCCAGCCCCAGGCCUGGUUUUGUAAUGAUUUGUAAAGGAAUAAACACCUAAGCUCCA